GGGCGGAGCCGAGUGCGGUCUACAGCCUGAGGGAAGGGUUUAAACCCAGAAAGGAUUCAGCCUUAUAAACCACGCGAAGUUGGGGGGCGGGGUGCGUCAGGCACUUCCGUGCGAGGCUGUACGCAUUUCCGGUCAAGAUGGCGACGCCCAGCAGAGUCAGGUGCGAGAGACUCUGUUUUUAGGUGCGGCAGCAUCUCGAGGGCCAGGAAGCAGACCCCCAGGAGUCGACCCAUCAGGACGCCAGUGCUCCCUCAACGUUGACCACCUUCCCCCUUCUAUCUCUCAACACAUUCUUCCCUUCACAACCUGUCCAUGGCGGACAAAGGCUCGGGGGGCAGUCGCCUUCCCCUGGCGUUGCCCCCAGCCUCCCAGGGCUGCUCCUCAGGGGGCAGCGGCGGCUCCUCUGCUGAGGGCUCGGGCAACCCCCGGCCACCGCGCAACCUGCAAGGCCUGCUGCAGAUGGCCAUCACGGCGGGCUCGAUGGAGCCAGACCCCCCUCCAGAACCCAUGAGCGAGGAGAGGCGGCAGUGGCUGCAGGAGGCCAUGUCAGCUGCCUUCCGUGGCCAGCGGGAGGAGGUAGAGCAGAUGAAGAGCUGCCUCCGAGUGCUAUCCCAGCCCAUGCCUGCUGCAGCUGGGGAGACCGAACUGGCUGCUGACCAGCAGGAACGAGAGGGGGCCCUGGAGCUGCUGGCUGACCUGUGUGAGAACAUGGACAAUGCUGCAGACUUCUGCCAGCUGUCGGGGAUGCACCUGCUGGUGGGCCGCUACCUCGAGGCCGGUGCUGCGGGGCUGCGGUGGCGCGCAGCACAGCUCAUCGGCACGUGCAGCCAGAACGUGGCGGCCAUCCAGGAGCAGGUGCUGGGCCUCGGUGCCCUGCGCAAGCUGCUGCGGCUGCUCGACCGCGACCCCUGCGACACUGUCCGUGUCAAGGCGCUCUUCGCCAUCUCCUGCCUUGUGCGGGAGCAGGAGGCAGGGCUGCUGCAGUUCCUCCGCCUGGACGGCUUCUCCGUGCUGAUGCGGGCCAUGCAGCAGCAGGUGCAGAAGCUCAAGGUGAAGUCGGCAUUCCUGCUGCAGAACCUGCUGGUGGGCCACCCGGAGCACAAAGGGACCCUGUGCUCCAUGGGGAUGGUCCAGCAGCUGGUGGCCCUCGUGCAGACUGAACACAGCCCUUUCCACGAGCACGUGCUUGGGGCCCUGUGCAGCCUGGUGACAGACUUCCCCCAGGGCGUGCGCGAAUGCCGGGAGCCUGAGCUGGGGCUGGAGGAGCUGCUACGCCACCGCUGCCAGCUGCUGCAGCAGCGCGAGGAGUACCAGGAGGAGCUGGAGUUCUGUGAGAAGCUGCUGCAGACCUGCUUCUCCAGUCCCAUGGACGACAGCAUGGAUCGGUGAAACCAGGUGGCUUCUCGCCCUCUCUCCGUUGGAACCCCAGGCCUCCUGCCUCCCUCUCUCCCGAAAUGGCCUCUCCCAAGGGAUCCCAGGGUCCUAUCAACCACCCAUCUCCGGGCAGCCCCCUGGAGGGGACUUGGGAUGGUGCUGGUUCCUGGGACCCACUCCUGUACUCUCACUCAUCCCCCAGCCCGUGUCUGCACUGUUCUUCCAAUAAAGGUGUUUCUCCUCCUCCCCUCCACUGCCACUUUUGUCACCUCCUCCAGUGGGUGCCUUGGGGAGGGCAGGAGAGGCAUAAACUUAAGGGGUUUGGGGAGCCACUGCAGGGACAAUAAAACUGUUCUCUUUAUCUUAA
Molecule: messenger RNA, 1741 nt
Organism: Heterocephalus glaber (naked mole-rat)
Lineage: Eukaryota; Metazoa; Chordata; Mammalia; Rodentia; Bathyergidae
Gene: Hspbp1
Product: HSPA (Hsp70) binding protein 1
Cellular component (GO): endoplasmic reticulum
Molecular function (GO): adenyl-nucleotide exchange factor activity
Source: RefSeq, a predicted model, not a curated record